Molecule: messenger RNA, 1181 nt
Organism: Aspergillus eucalypticola CBS 122712
Lineage: Eukaryota; Fungi; Ascomycota; Eurotiomycetes; Eurotiales; Aspergillaceae
Product: Hsp20/alpha crystallin family protein
Exons: 1
Coding region: 401-982 (193 amino acids)
Biological process (GO): response to heat; response to salt stress; response to hydrogen peroxide
Source: RefSeq, a predicted model, not a curated record
GAUGAACUCUUAUGUCACGUGAUUGCGGAAGAUUCGCGCGGGUUCUCGAACCGUAAGCCGCUUAUCUUAUCGGGUCGGUGACGGAAGGCUCCAGAUGCAUCUGGUGUCAUCUCGCGCCAUCGCUGUCGCUCCCAGCAUCUGCCAGAACGCUCGGCUUGCUUCUGUAUGACAGAGAAAGUUGGAUGAUGGCGUUUUCUAGAAAUCCUCUGGUCAGGAAUAUAAGGAUGGGAUUUAACCAGCCUAACAUGUUAGUCUGUACUCAGAAUCAAUCCAAUCUCAUCACAAGAUAAAUCAGAGACAUUCAUAUCCUCUUUAUCAACGAUCCGAAACCGCAGCUAUCUCCUUCAAGAUCAUUAGCUUUCAUCAAUCACCCUUGACAUUCUCACACAAAUCACAAACAAUGGCUUACUUCCCUCGAUUUGCCGGUGACUUCGCACCCUUGUUCCAACUUCUGGACGAUUAUGACGUCCACCGGUCUAGCCGCCCCAACAACAGGAAGGCCACACCCGUCCGCUCAUUCACCCCGAAAUUUGAUGUCUAUGAGGUGAACGACGUAUAUCACUUGGAAGGCGAACUUCCUGGGGCCGAGCCGAGCAACAUCGAAAUCGAAUUCUCUGAUCCACACACUCUGGUCAUCAAAGGUCGCGUGGAGAAGAAUGAAGUGGGCACCCCUCAGACAACGGGUCAAACAUCGCCGACAAAGUCACACCAGCCGACAGUUGAGGAUGACGAUGAAGACGAAGACAACAAAUCAACCAAGUCCUCGGACAGCCACCCCACGCAGCUGGUCUCACAGAAACAGACCGAGCCAACCUCCAAGUACUGGGUUUCCGAACGCCAGACUGGCGAAUUCUACCGCACAUUCACCUUCCCGACGAGAGUGCAUCAAGAUGCAGUCAAGGCCAACCUGACAAAUGGAAUCUUGUCGCUACAAAUCCCGAAGGAGCCUGCCCCUCAGGUCAAGAAGAUCCGCCUCGAGUAAAGCGAUCGAUAAUUAUCGUCUCGGAUUUUUCUUAGCAUCGGUUUCCACUCUGCGACAUUUCCGUUUUCUUCUUGACUUACCUACCAUGGCCAUACGAUCUUCUGCCAGUUCACGCAAUGAUAUGAAUGUUUCUGCACCUGCAUUAUGAUGGGGUUCUGUGGGCCAGGAGUACAUUGGAACGAUUGUUCAUUUUCUGCAU